Anoplophora glabripennis (Asian longhorned beetle) is the source of this 2826-nucleotide messenger RNA. RefSeq names its product GATOR complex protein MIOS (gene mio). Lineage: Eukaryota; Metazoa; Arthropoda; Insecta; Coleoptera; Cerambycidae. The transcript has 12 exons. Gene Ontology annotation, cellular component: cytoplasm. Gene Ontology annotation, molecular function: protein binding. The record is from RefSeq and is a predicted model, not a curated record. Gene Ontology annotation, biological process: positive regulation of TORC1 signaling; cellular response to amino acid starvation.
GUACCUAUUCUAAUAAACGACAAAUACAUACACAUACAUAAAGGAGGAAAACAGGAAAUGUGAAUGCGAUUGCGAAAUGUGAGAUAAACUGACAAGUGACAAACAUGCCUAACCUAAAAGUUUAUUUACAUAGUUUUUCUGUCGUUUCAAUCGUUUUAGUCGUAGUAAACUGAGAACCGAUAUGGCCGGAAAAUUGGAGAUCCAGUGGUCUCCAAUUUCUAACAAGUUUAUCACGUGGGGUUCAGAAAUAUGUUUAUAUGAAGUACAACCAACUAGGGAAACUUCUGCCCAUGUAUUUAGUAUAUCCAAUACACACUGUGCCCAGCUUUUAGCUACAAACACAAAUCAUCGUUAUGUUCGUAGUGUUGACAUCUAUCCAAAAUCAGAAACAGAUCUUUUGUUAGCCAUAGGGCUUACCAAUGGAAGAGUGGCAUUAUCCACAUUCGGCCCUUCAGAAUAUGAUUCACGAGGUUUUCCAGGAAAGGAGCUAGUCCCUAAACAUCCGAGACAGUGCAAUGUGGUGUUAUUCAACCGAAAUGAUUUUCAGUUGAUAGCUACUGGGUUGGACAAAUUCAGAUCUGACAGUUCCGUCCUCAUAUGGGACAUAAAUAAAUUUUCUAAUACUGACAGUAGCAAUAGCGGCCGACUAGCGGUAAAUACUAUGGCACCUGCAGUAGAGCUUGUGAAACCAGUGGCUGAGUUCGGGAUGUCUGAACUCGCCAAUAGUUUGGCAUGGUUUCAUUGCGCCAGUAGACUUCUAGCUUGUGGCAUGAAUAUGAAAAAUAUAAAAAUAUACGAUAUGAGAGAUCCUAAUAAGAUGAUAAAUUCCACACUCACCAAAGCUGUGUAUGGGAUAUCCACAAACCCUCACGAGGACAAGCAUUUGGCCUCUUUCUUUGAUAACAUGAUAUAUUUGUGGGACUUGCGAAAUUUUGAAAAACCAAUACAAACUUUAUCACAUGUUAAACAGUUGUUGAAAAUAGAAUGGUGUCCAACACGGUCUAGUGUAUUGGCAUCAUUACAAAAAGAUAGUUCCGUAAUUAAUUUGUAUGACAUUCAACAUACAAUUGUCGGUAAUGAAGAGGUGGAACCAACUGUAAUGGAAAGGGUCGUUGUUCCUGGAUCUCCGCACAACAUAACCUCAUUUUCAUGGCAUAGUAACGAUGAGAACAGACUAUUAACGAUCGCUGUGUCAGGUUUGGAUUCAGUAAUAUGUUGCAUUUUGGAAUAAGCUUCCUGUUUUUUAGGUACAAUAAAAGAUUACACGGUUUUCGAUAGAAGUACGGUUAAUUGGACACCAACUUCUAAUAUCAUUUGGUCAAAAGGCAGGAAAACGUUGAGGUGCAUUAACGACUCCUUUCUCUAUGACGUCUCUACUAGAAUGAAGGAGGGGGCCAAAACACGUUAUGGAUUACAGGAGGAUUUUUAUAAAAAUGCUAAAUUGGUGAACAAUAAUGAGGUGUUGUCAAAUGUAUGGAACUGGUUACAUUUGAGUGCAAAGUUGGUGGAUGAUGGCAUCAUCAGAGGAAUGUCUUGUAGACAUCCGGGUGUUACCUCUAUUAUAUCCAAAAUGGAUUUAAAUACUACUAAAUCUGAAACUGUCAUCGUUACUUGGGCAGAACUUGGAAAUCCAAAUUGCCAAGGCUCCGCUAAAUAUUACAGGCACGAAGAAAGAGACAAAAUCUUACACCUAUGCAGUUGGCCCUUAGACAGAGACAUAACGUCCUUAUCAAAAUUCCUGGAACAGUUAGAGAAAGAAGGGGCAUAUACGAGAGCAGCCGCAAUAGCCGUUUUUAACUUGAGAGUACAACUUGCCAUCGAUUUGUUAAGUCGUGCGCCGGACAGCACGGAAUACGGAUCCAGUUUGAACGUUGUUGCAAUGGCAUUAGCGGGAUUUUCAGACGAUGCUGGUAGCGUUUGGAAGCAAUUCUGCUCCACUUCUAAGAGUAAAUUAACAGAUCCCUACUUAAAGGCUAUGUUUGGGUUCCUGACUGCCGAGAAUUAUAACUACGAUACCGUUUUGACCGAAGCUGGUGUUGCUGUUGACGAUCGUGUGGCUUUUGCUUGCAUGUUUUUACCUGACGGUAAACUGUUAGAAUAUCUAAGGUGGCUGUCGGACAAACUUUGCGAUGACGGAAAUUUGGACGGUUUACUGUUGACAGGAAAUAGUAACGAUGGAUUAAGGCUAUUACAGAAAUACCUGGAUGCGACUGGUGACAUACAGUCGACUGCUUUGAUUGCACUUCGUGGUUUUCAUGCAGAUCUUGGCACCCAAAUUGUAAAGGACUGGAUAGAAAAUUAUAGGCAUCUAUUGGAUACCUGGAAGUUAUUCUACGAGAGAGCCGAUUUCGACAUCAUGUUGGCUCAGUUCAAACCCAAUGAAAAGCCUCCGCGACAGGUUUACAUUUCCUGCAGCUUUUGCGGGAAGAGCAUAUCGGCUUAUAUGGCCGCCCUGAAUCGGGGCAGGGGGCAGUUCCAGAGGAUGACCGGCACCGCUAACAAGUUAUCUUCAUGUCCCAAUUGUCGUAAACCAUUGCCGAGAUGUUCGAUUUGCCUGAUGCACAUGGGGACUACCACAAUGGGAGAAAUGGACACUUCCAAGUCUGUGUCGUUCGAUAACUGGUUUACCUGGUGUCAGAGUUGUAGGCACGGUGGUCACUCUGGUCACAUGACGCAGUGGUUCAAGGAGCACCAGGAAUGUCCUGUUACAGGCUGCAAUUGCAGGUGUUUUGCCAUAGACGCUGUUGCCUCAAAAUCUUCGUGAUAGUUUUUUUACUUUUUAUAUACUUUGAACUGAAUAUUUUAUAUAUAUUAUAUAUAGGUAUA